AAACCAACUUCAAGAAAAAAUAAUUAGUUUCUUCUUUCACAUGGAUUUAGGUCCAAAUAAUUCAUGUGUGAAUAAUAAUAUUGAGAUGGAAACAAAUUAUGAUGAUGUUGAUCAUGCACCUGAAGAAAGUGGAUGGACAACUUAUUUAGAGGAUUUUUCAAUGAAGCAAAGGGAAAAUAACUAUAGUUCAUCAUCUGAUCAUGAUAAUAAUUCUUUUGGUAGCCCUUCUUUGCUUUCUGAUGCUGCUUCACAUGCUGCAUGGAAACAAAAUUCUCAAUCUCCUAUGAGUGGUUCACCAUUUCUUAAGAGGUUGAAUUUGAAGAAACAAAAAAGAAACAACAAAAUUUCUGAUCCUGAUUUGGAAGACACUGCUAGCUCACCUGUAAAUAGUCCAAAGGUAAGUAAUUUUAAGCAGAUGGACAUCAAUUAUAGGACAGAAAAUAGUAGUGGACAAUUCCAAGAAAUGAAGAGAGUUGAGAGAAACAACAAAUCUUUUGAUGGAAAAGACAAUAAUGGGUAUAUAGAAUUGAAGAAGAAGGGACUUUGCUUGGUACCUUGGUCCAUGAUAGUCAACAACCAUGGCUGAUCUCCCUAACAUCCCUCUCUCUUCAUGUAAAAAAACUUCAUCUUUUUUUUUGGGGGGAGGGUGGGGAGUGGGGUGAGGGUGGGGUGGGGGUACUGUAAAAAAUAUAGACAAAAUACAUUGAUAACCCUUAAAAUUAUCAGUGAAUUUUACUUAGAUAUACUCGGAUUACGAUAAGUUUUAAUUGAACACCUGAAUAUGAUAAAAUAAUUUUAUUAGAUAUAUAUUUUCGACUCUAAUUUUAGAAAAUCAAUUUUGUGCGUAUUCUCAAGCAUAUAUUAUACUAAUAAUAAGUUGAUUAUAUAAAAUAUAUUUUACCUUCUUUAAUUAUAUAUAUUAGCCUCAAUAAGGACAUACUUGAGGUUUUAUGACUUAUUGAUGAUAAUAUAUAUAAUCAAGAGAAGUGAUUAACUUAUUUACAUAAUGGGUGCUUGAGAACACACAAUUUAUUUCUCCAAAUUUUGAGUCGGAAAUACUUAAUAGGAAAACUUUAUCAGGUGUUUAGUUGUAACAUAUCAUAGUUCAAAUAUUUAAGAGUAAUUUACUGAUAAAUUUAAGUGACUAUUAUGUAUCCUGUCAAAACUAUAUAGUAUAUGAAUUGUAAAAAUGUACUACAUCAUCAUUGUCACAAAAAGAAAAAAGAGAAAAAAGGAAGAAAAAAUUGUAAAUAGAGCUUCUUUUUCUCUUUACACAAGUAUUAUGUAAAGAAGCAGUAAAUCAUUAUUAAUAGUAAUGUUUUGUAUUAUUUUGGGAAGUCUGCUAAUGGCAGAAAAUCU
This is a messenger RNA of Solanum stenotomum, 1359 nucleotides long. RefSeq names its product vascular-related unknown protein 1-like. NCBI's taxonomy places the organism in Eukaryota, Viridiplantae, Streptophyta, Magnoliopsida, Solanales, Solanaceae. The transcript has 2 exons. Gene Ontology annotation, biological process: xylem development. The record is from RefSeq and is a predicted model, not a curated record. The coding region runs from base 41 to 586 and encodes 181 amino acids.